This is a messenger RNA of Exophiala bonariae, 552 nucleotides long. RefSeq lists its product as uncharacterized. The transcript has a single exon. NCBI's taxonomy places the organism in Eukaryota, Fungi, Ascomycota, Eurotiomycetes, Chaetothyriales, Herpotrichiellaceae. The coding region runs from base 1 to 552 and encodes 183 amino acids. The record is from RefSeq and is a predicted model, not a curated record.
AUGUCACCAUCCCGGGGCCCAUCCACAACUGCGACGCUCCCAAGCGCAUCUCCCAAAGAACACCCCCACUCAGGCGACGACCUCGCAGUCCAACAGCAAAGCAACAGCGCACUGCGCAACGCGAAACGAAACCUCAAUUUCUUCCUCUCGCCCGCCAGCCACGGCGCGCCAGGCGAGCGACCUGCACGACUACGUACUCGGGCGCUCCUCCGCACGCUACGCUACGUGACGCAGUUCAUAUUCUGGCGGCUGGUGCGCUGGGCGAAAUACGUCGCGGUGGGAAGUCUUGUGGCUGCUGUGGGUGCGACGGCGUUUGGGGGUGCGAUUACAGGUGUUGCGUGGUUGGCGGCGCCGCCGACUAUUGGUGCCAGCAUUAUUGCUGCGAGCCUCUGGGGUGUUGGGCGGCAUAUCGCCAGGAGGGCUCAUAAACGGUGGGUCAAGAGUGGUGGGGAUGUGGGCGAGGAGGUUAGGGAGAGGGUGCAGGAUGAAGGAGGCGUGAGGACCGAGGGUUCUUAUGGUGUUGAUAUGGGUCCCAGAGCUGUGCCUUGGUGA